Exophiala aquamarina CBS 119918 is the source of this 2238-nucleotide messenger RNA. RefSeq lists its product as uncharacterized. The annotation marks the transcript as partial. Lineage: Eukaryota; Fungi; Ascomycota; Eurotiomycetes; Chaetothyriales; Herpotrichiellaceae. The record is from RefSeq and is a predicted model, not a curated record. The transcript has 3 exons.
AUGUCCAUGCGUCGAACAGUCAGUGACCAGCCUCGAAACUGGUCUCAAGAGUCAAGUGAAUCGCAAGAAGAAAUGGUCGUGUAUGCUGGCAAUCGUACCCUGCAGCCUGCAAGACAACCCUCUGGUCCACCAAGUGAGACUCGAGCUCAGCAAGAUAAGGGUUUCGCUCGGUUUCUUGAAAAACAUUCAUCACCUACACAUCAACGUGUCACCGCUGGUGGCCGUAUUGUUCCAAUGGAGCAACGCCCACGACCUCCAGUAUUUUCCCUCCCAGCUGCCUCAACUGGUGCACCCGAUCUUGGCAAGGACUUUCCAAAGGAACUUCACAGUCCGCUGAUCCGUGCCUCAGCCCAGAAGGAGGGCAAUAGCCGUAUCAGUCCUGAACAAGGCAUGAAGGUGGCCAAGGAAGUUCUUCCUCAGGUCUCGGCCCAUUCAGAGGCGACAGACAACUAUGGUUUGGGAGCUGGUCUUGACACUGCUUUCACCUUUCCACCUGUCCCACUUGGGGCCAAUCCUGGUUCUGCACAGUCUGCUACUUUCCCAGUGGUGCACCCCAGUCCUUUGUUCUCGGGUGUUUCGUUUGAUCCAUACGGGGCUCACAGUCCUCAGAUCUUUCCAAUGAAUGCAACUUUGUUCGGCCAAGGCGUUGGUGCCUACAGUGGACCAUUGGGUGCUCAGUAUCAUCCAACGCUGUACCCUUACGGAGAUCUGUAUGGCGUGCCAGGCACAUCGCCCAUGUUAACUGGUGAAGCUUAUUCGACUUACUGCCAGCACAUGAUCCUCACAGUGAAAUCGGCCUUUGAAGAACUUGAAAAUCAACUCAGGUCAAUUGAUCGCUGUCGUGCAAUGAUCAAUCAUGACGCCAACCUUUCACAACAGCGCAUGGCGGUUGCCAAACAACGUUCAGAUAUGAAGGAUGAAAUCAAGUACUGGGAGAACAAACUCGCUUUCGCCCUAAACAACCCAACCCCUACUCCUUACCAGGCAAUUCACCACGGUACCACAUUGAACGUUCAAGCUGAAAGUUAUGUUCCUCUGAACUCAGCACCAGCUACUGCAGCUUUGCCCUUGUCUGGCGGAGUUGCGAUUGAUUCUACAGCAAAUAGCUUUGAAUCAAACACUGUUGCAUAUUCCACCACAACCAGAGCUCCACGCCGUGCCAUUCCCAUCGUGGCUCCACAAAAGCCAUCGCCACCAGCUGAAGAAACGAUCUUAGGUGCUGUUGGAAAUGUGCACUCAAGCCCUGCUAGUGAUGUCGCAGUUGAUGAGUGGGGCGUCCGCAUUGGUCGUCCUCCUCCGCACAUCGAGCAGCAACAGAAAGAGAUGCUAGCAGUCAUAGUAUGUGCAGGCAGCGAGUCACCAGAUGAAGCAGUCGAAUCAGUCAUCGCAGCUGUUUCCCAGACUAGUUCCAAGUCAUCAAGCUUCAACCACCAAGCAGUUGCAACUAUCCCUGACACCAUUAUCGAGGGGGAUUCAGAAAAUACAGAGUGGUUGCCAGUGAACCCAGGAGAUGCACCAGCAACAGUUGAAGCAUAUUACGAGCUCCAGCUCGACGCAAUGAGGCUCCCACAAGGAGUUGUCAGCCUGGUUAAACUCCCGGAUGGUACGAUCACCCAAGUUCCAGGUCGUGGGUUGCAGCGACCGCCUUCAUCCAACAUGGACGACUUUGAAAGACGCUACUGGACAUCCAAACCAACCAUGACCAAAGAAAUGGCCGAUCAAUUUAUCGAUGUGCGUCGCUCCUCUGACGGAAAGCCUCUGAGUCAACUUUCCUCCAGCUUGAUUAGCUUGAGCACCGAAGGGUUUAGUACCAUGACUAAUUCAUGCCGUGAACUUAGUGUUGUUAAACCGGAAAAUACGAGGGGUAGUAAGUCAAGCCAGGGCUCUCACUCAUCACCUCAGAAUGUCGCAAGUUUUGAACAGAAUGAGCGUCACAAGCUUGCUGACGUUCCACCAGUCACAUCCCACGGUGGCAUGUGCUCUCUGAACCAGCCCUUAGCCUCCGGCUCCAAUAUCUGGACUCAAGGUGACAAUAAGUCGAAUUGGCCUAGCCAGGACCGACUCAUGAAAGAUUGGGAAUGUGGUCAGGAUGCCAAUCUCAAUAAGGGCUACUCAUCAGUCUCUGUGCAGAAUGUCCAUGCGAUGGGUCAUCUUCCACAUAUGCUAGAUGGGACCACCGAUAGCCAAAAGUUCUCUGCUAAAUCGCUGCUGUCGGCCGCCGGGAAAGUUCGCAGUCCA